AUGAAAUCAUUAAAUUCAGUCACUAAAUUGAGAUCACAAGGGAGGCAAGAAUUGAAAAAUAUUUUAGCAGGUUCGAUUGAUUCAAAAAAGAUCAAAUUUCCAUUUGCAACAUCGAUUCAAUUUAAAGUUUUUAACGAUGGUGAUGACAACAUAGGAUUCACCUCUAAAACUUUGACAUUUGAGUCACGUUGCAUGAAAAUUUCAAAUAUUCAACUUAAAUUUCAGUUCUAA
Clunio marinus is the source of this 231-nucleotide messenger RNA. Lineage: Eukaryota; Metazoa; Arthropoda; Insecta; Diptera; Chironomidae. The record is from the annotation of a GenBank genome assembly.